UAAUAAUGGGGUUCCACCUGUAGCAAGAUCAUUAUUUAACCCAACCCUAACCCACUAGCGCUAAUCAAAUAACCAUUUGUUCGUGUGACAAAGAGGAAAUGUGCCCACAACAAUCUCUCUCAAUCUGACUUAAAGAAAGAGCAAAGAGUGGCCACAAACAAACAAACAAACGAACGAAACACAACUCUCUCCUCUCUCUCUAAAAUCAAAUUAUAUCUUCAUCUUCUCAUUCUCAUCAUCACCACCGCCUCUUCUUCUUCCCUUUAGUCUGUCUCCGCCAUGGCCAAGCUCGUCGCUGAAAUCGUCGACGCCAGCGAUCUCAUGCCCAAAGAUGCCGACUCUGCAAACCCCUU
Molecule: messenger RNA, 353 nt
Organism: Momordica charantia (bitter melon)
Lineage: Eukaryota; Viridiplantae; Streptophyta; Magnoliopsida; Cucurbitales; Cucurbitaceae
Source: RefSeq, a predicted model, not a curated record